AUGUGGGAUUCAAAGUCGACGCCUUUCAAGAACGAGGCAUGGACGGAGUAUGGAAUCGGAGUCGCAGUCAUUUUACUACGAAUAGCCGCUCGUCUGAAAAUUGUGCGCUGGAAUUGGCAUGGGGAUGAUUAUUUUAUUAUCCUGGUGCUGUUGUUGUGGUCGGGAGAGCUUGCUAUGCUGGAGCUGAUAGGACGAACUGGGACCAACAUCGGUUUAUCAGACGCCCAGCGAGAUGCGCUUACGCCGGACGAGAUCGCAACCCUCGAAUUUGGCACCAAAUGCAACCUUGCCGGCUGGCUGAUGUAUACGACCCUCAUCUGGUCUCUGAAAGCGUGCAUGCUGUUCUUUUAUGCUAGAUUGACCAUUGGCCUAUACAAGGAACGCAUGGUGAAGAUUGCUGCCAUAAAGAACUGGCAGGUUACCCCAUACCCCGGAGAUCUCUGUACACUAGGUGUUCCAAAUUAUAUCGCUGUUGCAUCAACCAAUUUACUCACCGACAUGCUUCUCCUCUCCAUACCCUUACCUCUCCUGGUUAGGGUAAGAAUACCACUGACAAGGAAACUUGUCAUCGGCCUACUCCUGUGCGGUGGCGUGUUCAUCAUGAUUGCAACCCUCCUUCGAUGCAUCUUGUCAAUUCAGUCCAUCCAUGGUAUUAAUGUUAGCACUAUAUGGGCUAUUCGAGAAAGCUUCGUCGCCAUUCUUGCUAUUAAUGCGCCAUGCAUAAAGCCAAUAUUUAGCCCCAGAGCCUGGACAAUCACAAGCGAGGACUCCGCGCCAAAGGAUAGCGAGAACCCAUCGUCGAAUGGUACGAGCAGUUAUCAGCUCAGCAAAACUUCAAAAUGCAAGUUCGAUCCGCUAUCCGUUCUUAGAACCGUUGAGGACCGUUGCAGCGAAGAAUUGGCCCUUCCAUAUAACCAAGCACGCAUGGGAUUUGCUAGCCAGGAAUCCAGUACCGUACGCGGGGCUGCUUCUUCUACAAGGAACCAGCCCCUAGAGAACCACAGCGCCGUACACGGGGUAUAA
Molecule: messenger RNA, 1023 nt
Organism: Arthroderma uncinatum
Lineage: Eukaryota; Fungi; Ascomycota; Eurotiomycetes; Onygenales; Arthrodermataceae
Exons: 9
Coding region: 1-1023 (340 amino acids)
Source: RefSeq, a predicted model, not a curated record